Messenger RNA from Sycon ciliatum, 2642 nucleotides. RefSeq lists its product as uncharacterized. Gene Ontology annotation, molecular function: DNA-binding transcription factor activity, RNA polymerase II-specific; RNA polymerase II transcription regulatory region sequence-specific DNA binding. Gene Ontology annotation, cellular component: nucleus. The record is from RefSeq and is a predicted model, not a curated record. The transcript has 6 exons. Bases 68 to 2413 code for a protein of 781 amino acids. Lineage: Eukaryota; Metazoa; Porifera; Calcarea; Leucosolenida; Sycettidae. Gene Ontology annotation, biological process: neuron differentiation; regulation of transcription by RNA polymerase II.
GUAAUUGUGCUGAUCUUUGAGGGACACAGCGCAGUUUGGAGUUGUCUUGCAUCCAGGUUUUGCCUACAUGUCCGUCGUUGCCAAAGGCUCCAGGACAGUUCAGAAUCUUGAGAUGAAGAGAAAAUCUAGAAAGGCAAGCGCACAUCCACAAUCCGCCAAAGCAGAUACAAGAUCUAGGGAUCAUCCUGAAGCUGUGGAGGAUCACCACACAAUACCUGUGCCAGACCAGAAGCAGUCAACUGCGUGCCAGGAGGCACGUGAAGCUUUGUCACCGCCCCUGCCAACGCUAGCGCCGGCAGCAGCUCAACCAACACCGCCUACAUGUUGCUAUUGCCGGGCGGAAAUCAACGCAAGGACAAUGUUUAUAGUUGCUGAGGACGUAGAAGGGAUGCUGGCAUCGGAUAGCACCAGUACCCCCACACCAGAAACUUUCCCAGACGUACCCAAGAAUGUGCUGUCAGGGUUUGAUGCGGUAACGACCAAAUCCAAACCGCCCCCAGCAAGGAUUAUGAAACCCAGGUACCUUCACGAGGAGUGCCUUGCUUGCAGCGCGUCCGGAUGUACAUAUGUACCUGCAAUCGUCAAGCAUGCAGACACAGACGUUACUUCAUCAGAUCAAGAAACAAAUGUAUCGGACGAAAUGUUCCUGGUUGGUGAUCUCCUGCUGUGCAAACAGCACUACACAAGCUACAGAAGUCGUGAACAUCUAAAGUGCGCAGCGUGUGGAGAAGCCGCUGGUCAACCGGAGGGCAAGGUCUUCGUGUUCGAUGGCAAGCUAAACUACAUCGACACGGACAGAAUUGAAGGGUGUUACAACGAAAGUGGUGAGGCAGUUGACGAUAGCCCUGGACUGAUCGUCUGUCACGAGGACUGCUUCUCCUGCGCCAAGUGUAAUCAGCGGCAGACCAAAGGAGCGCUGGUCAGAUUCGAUCAAAACGGCAAAGUGACCUGCUAUCCGUGCGGCUGUAGACAUUCAGAGAAGGUUGUGGAGAUGGGAAGGAAAGGUCACAUGCCAUCAACCGGCCCACCAGUCACCACACAAGGACUCAGUACUCACAGCUCCAUGUCUGACCUCAGCAGCUCCACAGCAACCGCUAGGCAGCCAAAAGCCGAAACACCAAGCGGUGGCAUCCUGAGGCAUAUGUCUGCAGACUCAAGACAAUCUAGCUCAGCAGGGCGGAGGAGUUCCAGUGAGGAACGUCCAGGGGACUCCGUAAGUGCGAAAGGUCGACAACCAAGGUCACGCACUGUAUACACGGCGGAGCAGACGGCGUAUCUCACUAAAUGCUUUCAGGAACAAGACAAUCCCGACAGCCAAGACAUGUUGCAGAUCGCCAAGGUUGCUGGUGUGCCGAAGAGGAACAUACAGAUCUGGUUUCAAAACCAACGUGCAAGGAACAAGCGCACACCUACUACAGUGUCGACGACAGACGUUCAAGUGCUAUCUCCUCAGUACCAAACAGCACGACCAUUAGCUAGUGCAAUCCAGGAUCAGCUGACAACAUCGCCAGCGACACAUCACCCUGCAAUGACGGCACAAGGUCAAGUGCUAUCUCCUCAGUACGGAGCCGCACCACCAGUAGCUAGUCCGAUGCUGCCUGGGCUAAGGGCAUCACCCCCACCGCCGUCACAGCAUUCCGCCAUGACUCUGGACCUGCCACAGUACUGGACGGCACACGCAGUAGCCCCUACGAUGCCACACCAGCUGAGUACAGUAAUAUCACCACCACCAGCACUGCAUCCCGCCAUGACUCCGGACCCAGGCCAGGCACGUCUAGCAAGCCCCAUACUCAGCUCGCCUAUGUCCAGUCCUGACUCCAGAUUCAUGCCUGGACUGGCACAGCGCAGUAUGCCUAGAUUGACAAUGCUCCCGCAAGUCGCGUCCUCUCCUUACCCUGCUAGAUUGCCUGACAGUGGAGGGAUUUUGCCAGGGCAAGACUGCGCAUCCACACACAGGCAUGCAGCAACGACAUUCAUGGCCGCGCAACAGCACCAAGAGUUGCAACACCAGCAGUGUCAUCUGCUGCAACAGCAACAGCAGCAACAACAAGAGUACAACCUGCGGCAACAGCAUCAGCAGCAACAGCAGCUAGCCUUGAUGCAGCCGCAGUUAACGCCAGCUUCGCAAGGACGAAGCCUAAGAGUAUGUGCCAGCCAUGAUGGGAGUAUGCCUUGGCCCUCUGUGGCGUCUACAGGUACUGCUCCCGUGUUCAAACCCAGCUCCAGUGGCACCGACAGGUAUACCAGUAGUAGCUUACAGCGUUUUCCCUCUGACACAUCACUGGCAGCUGGUGUUACUGCAGUACAAGCCGUCGCCACUAGCACUACACAAUCUCUAACUAGCAUGGACCCGCGUGUGAACCUCAUGUCGCCGCCAGAUGAAGAAUCCCGUAUAUUAUAUCAGGCGCCAUGAAACGCUCCAUGGCAUUUCCGCACAACCAACCCGCUUCGUAGCGCUAAUUGCACUACUCACUAGUUUUUGAAAUAUUUAUCCUCACCGUGUUACAAAGGGUGUUAUUGUGUCAAAUAUUUAUUCCCUCAAUAAGUUUGUUGUUGUUGUUGUUGUUGUUGUUGUUGUUGUUGUUGUUGUUGUUGUUGUUGUUGUUGUUGUUGUUGUUGUUGUUGUUGUUGUUGUUGUUGUU